AUGGCUCAUCGGCUAUCGUCCUCAUACUUCGCGCCUUCGGACUACAAGGCCUCGAAGCAUGCCUCGUUAGAUGUUCCCGGAAGCGUGUUUAUGAUCUCGUCCGCUGGCAAUGUUCUGCGGUUGCCGAUUCCCAGCAAGUCACCACGCGAUCCACUGGCGUGGAGCUGGGCUCGCCGAAUUGCUGCAUUCUGCAGUCUGGAGUUCUAUUCCGUGGUGGCGUCAUUCUUGGUUAAUAUACCUGGCACACUCAUGCCAGCGUUCCAGAGUGAAUUCGGUACAGAGAACACGGCUCCCUUCAGUGUCGCAGCGUUGCCUUCAACGAUGACCUUGUUCAUGGCUGUAGGGUAUCUCGUCAACAUCCCACUUUCUACUGCUAUUGGUCGCCGACCUGUCGUCAUCAUGUCAGCAGCGAUCGCGGCCGCUUCGACACUGUGGGCGGGCUUUGCAGGCAGCUUCGCCCAAUUACUAGUCGCUUUUGCUUUGCAAGGAUUCGCAGUUGCUGGUGCGAUCAGUAUGUGUCUUACGAUGGUCCUCGAUGCUACUUUCAUCCAUGAGAGACCGUAUGCCUUGUCUCUAUACUGGUGUGUGGGAUCAGUAAUCAUCAAGGCCCUUACGCUUCCGUUGCCUCUCAUCACUGAGAUUACCACUGACUGGCGACCGAUUUACGAGAUAUGGUUCCUUGUAAUACUCAUAGCUCUAGUACUAGUCAUCUGCUUCGUUCCGGAGACCUAUUUCAUCCGGCCACCUGUUGCUUUCGACGGGCGUGUCUUGGUACAGAGCGGUACAGAAAAGGUACGGAUCUACGACGAUUGGUUCCUCGUUCAUGAGACUGGAGGCAUGAAGCCUCUACCUGAAGCACCAUUACGCAGUGCUUGGUUCGACCAGCUCAAGAUACGGAGAGCAGAGGGCACACAAUGGUGGUCGAUGCUUGCUACAUUUGCACAGAUGCCCUUCUGCUUUAUCAACCCGCUCAUAUUCUGGGUCUCGUUGCUCAAUGCCUGCCUGUUGGGGACCGUCAUCUUCCUGAACUUGCUCCAGCCAGGCGCACUCAUGGGCUUCGUCGGGAUAGGGAAUAGUGGUCUGAUCAACACUUAUCUCGGCGUCAGCGGCGCUAUAGGCGCGCUCCUUGCACUUCCUCUCUCUGGACCGACCACGGCAUGGCUUACGAAAUACCUUUCUUUGAGAAGCGGAGGUGUCCGCCACGCCGAGGUCUACCUGCCCGGCUUCGCGAUCCCGACUAUAGCCGGUUGUUUAAGUGUUGGUAUGGCUGCCGUCGCGGUGGACAGGGAGUGGUCGCCGCUCUGGCAAUAUGUCGCAGCUACGCUCAGCAUGAUUAGCUACAACACGGGCAACGUCGCGACGGCGCUCUGGGUGACCGAGGCGUUCCCGCGCUGGGCAUCUGCGGCGCUGUCGUCCGUCUUGUUCACCGCCAACGCCGUCGCCUUCAUCCUGGGACUGAAACUCACGCCUUGGGUCAGGGGCGUGCAUAUCAUGCCUCAGAGCUACGUCUGGAUGGGAUUGCUGGCGGUCAUGGGACUUGUCGCUGUGCCAGUGGCAUUCUGGGGCAGGACCGUGCGACAGUACAUCCAGGGCCGGUGGAGCUUUUCGGAGAAGGGAGCCUUGCGUCCACAGUAA
Messenger RNA from Truncatella angustata, 1635 nucleotides. Its product is annotated as major facilitator superfamily domain-containing protein. NCBI's taxonomy places the organism in Eukaryota, Fungi, Ascomycota, Sordariomycetes, Amphisphaeriales, Sporocadaceae. The transcript has 3 exons. Bases 1 to 1635 code for a protein of 544 amino acids. Gene Ontology annotation, biological process: transmembrane transport. The record is from RefSeq and is a predicted model, not a curated record. Gene Ontology annotation, molecular function: transmembrane transporter activity.